Cuscuta campestris is the source of this 1626-nucleotide messenger RNA. The record is from the annotation of a GenBank genome assembly. NCBI's taxonomy places the organism in Eukaryota, Viridiplantae, Streptophyta, Magnoliopsida, Solanales, Convolvulaceae.
GUCAAGUUGAAGAGAGAGAGAGAGAGCCCACCUACCUCCCCACCAACUCCGCGGUGGACGGCGAUCAAUUCGCGCCCCCUCCAACUGAUCCUCUUCUAUAUAUAUACACACACACACAGCCAUAUCUUCGAACUGUCCAAACACGCCUCUCAUUCCCUCUUCCCAUCCCACCAGAUCCACGCGUUCCCUCUGGCCUCCGCCCGGCUCCGCCGCAGAAGGAAUAAAAAUGGAGACCUUCUUGUUCACCUCAGAGUCGGUCAAUGAGGGUCACCCUGACAAGCUGUGUGACCAAAUCUCAGACGCCAUUCUCGAUGCAUGCCUGGAACAAGACCCAGACAGCAAAGUCGCCUGCGAAACUUGCUCGAAGACAAACAUGGUGAUGGUCUUUGGGGAGAUCACGACCAAGGCCAGUGUAGACUAUGAGAAAAUUGUACGCGAUACUUGCAGAGGCAUUGGGUUCACCUCUCCUGAAGUUGGCCUCGACGCCGACAACUGUAAAGUCCUCGUGAACAUCGAGCAACAGAGCCCGGAUAUUGCCCAGGGUGUUCAUGGUCAUUUCACCAAGAAACCCGAGGAUAUCGGAGCAGGUGACCAAGGCCACAUGUUUGGUUACGCCACUGACGAAACCCCCGAGCUAAUGCCUCUCACUCAUGUCCUCGCUACCAAACUCGGUGCUAGGCUGACCGAAGUGAGGAAGAACAAGAUUUGCCCCUGGCUAAGACCUGAUGGUAAGACUCAAGUCACUGUUGAGUACAAGAACGACAACGGGGCGAUGGUCCCGCUUAGGGUCCACACCGUUCUCAUCUCGACGCAACACGACGAGACCGUCACGAAUGACCAAAUUGCCCAUGAUUUGAAGGAACAAGUAAUCAAGCCCGUGAUCCCGGCUAAGUACCUCGACGACCGGACCAUUUUCCACCUCAACCCAUCGGGCCGCUUCGUCAUCGGGGGUCCCCACGGGGACGCCGGGCUGACUGGGCGGAAGAUCAUCAUUGACACGUACGGUGGGUGGGGUGCACACGGUGGGGGAGCCUUCUCAGGGAAGGACCCCACCAAGGUGGACCGGAGCGGGGCGUACAUCGUCAGGCAAGCAGCAAAGAGUGUGGUUGCAUCCGGACUCGCUCGCCGGUGCAUCGUCCAGGUUUCUUAUGCUAUCGGUGUGGCGGAACCACUUUCGGUGUUCGUCGACACUUACAAGACGGGGAAGAUUCCAGACAGAGAUAUCUUGAGUCUGAUUAAGGAGGAGUUUGACUUCAGGCCUGGAAUGAUCACAAUCAACCUUGACUUGAAGAGAGGAGGGAAGCUUAGGUACCAGAAGACUGCUGCAUAUGGUCACUUUGGACGUGACGACCCUGAUUUCACCUGGGAAACUGUCAAGAUCCUCAAACCCAAAGCCUGAGUUAGUGGCACGGCACCUCUUCUGUUUUUGUUUUUUCUUUCUGUUUAUGUUCUUGCAGAUUGGUAAAAAAAAUUAUAAUAUGUAGUCAUUAUGCUGGCUGCAAACGAAUAAAUUUGAUUCAUAUCCAAGUGAUUGAUAUUAAGGGCCUGAAGUUUUUGUCUUCUUUUUUUCACCUUUCUGUAUAUGAGAGUAGUGUUUAUAUUAUAUUUCCGAUGUGGGAUGAAUUC